Seminavis robusta is the source of this 1827-nucleotide messenger RNA. The record is from the annotation of a GenBank genome assembly. Lineage: Eukaryota; Bacillariophyta; Bacillariophyceae; Naviculales; Naviculaceae.
AUGAUAAUGCGACUUGUGCUACCGUUCCUGGCUCUGCUGUCCUGCACCGAUGCCUUUGUCCCUCGCGCUCCGUUGUCGCCAAUAAGGACAUCGAUCGAUGCAACAGUCGCGGAAGAUGUAGCGGAUCUGGACCAGGAAUCCAUCACCAAAAAGACUCCCAUUAUCCUGCUGGCAGGUUUCCUAGGGACAGGCAAGACCACAACGCUAAAGCAUUUGUUGGAGAACACAGAGGGGUCAAGGAUUGGCGUCAUUGUGAAUGAUGUUGCCUCGGUGAAUAUUGAUGCCAAGCUGGUUUCGUCCAUGCCCGAGUCUGCUUCGGAAGAUAUGAUUGAGCUUCAGAAUGGAUGCGCCUGUUGCAGCCUCUCGGAUGAAUUAUUCACCAGUGUCGAGACAUUAUUCCAGCCCAAACGCAGUGGAAUUCUGCGUCGCAAAAAGGCCCGUGAAUACGACGCCAUUGUGGUCGAGUUGAGUGGAGUGGCAGAUCCCCAGGCCGUACGGGCCACCUGGACUGCAGCCGCUGGAUCGGAUCGAUUUCCCGCCACUGAAAUGGCGGAAAUUUCCAAAAUUGUCACCAUGAUUGAUUCCUGUACCUUUGCAACCGAUUAUAUGACGUGGGAUGCCGUAGCGCAGCGUCCUGGAUGGGCCGAACCGGGAGAUGAUUGUGCCGGUAAUCGAAAGGUGGCAGAAUUGUUGGCCGAACAGGUCGAAGCUGCCAAUCUGAUUCUCGUCAAUAAAAUUGACAUGGCCACGGAGGAAGAAGUCGAAGUUUCCAGCAAGGUGGCCCGUGCAUUGAAUGAAAAGGCAACUCUACACAAUGUGGCCUUUGGAAAGAUUAGCCCCAGUGAAAUUCUGGAAUUGGGUACCACAGAUCUACUAGUCGACUUCAAGGAAGAAAAAGACGAGGCAGCAGCAGAAACGUCUGGACACAGUCAUGGCCAUGAUCAUGCUUGCGAAGAGCCUGGUUGCACAGAUGAAAGCCAUGACAUAGCCACGAUAGCCAUGCUUGCGAAGAGCCUGGUUGCACCGAUGAAAGCCACGAUCAUAGCCACGAUAGCCACAGCCACGACCAUGCUUGCGAAGAUCCGGGAUGCACCGAUGAAAGCCAUGAUCAUAGCCACAACCACGACCAUGCUUGCGAAGAACCGGGAUGUACUGAUGAAAGCCAUGAUCAUUCCCACGAAUCAGGAGAUGCCUGCAUUGAUCCUGGUUUCUGCCCGCCCUUUCAACACCAACAGACUCAUGGCAAUGCUCAAUACGUGGCCAAUACCUGUCAAGGAUGUCCUGGAUCUAAAGGUUUUGGAAGAUGCACAGUCUGAAGGGUAUGACAUGGGAGAUGGACUCAUUAAACAGGACUCUCCAUUUGUUGGAGUGCUGAGAAGUAAAGGAUUCUGUUGGUUGGCUCCCACCAAAUGGAGUGGUGCCAACUGGGAUGCUUACCGCCACGACACCGCGAUGUACUGGAGUCAUGCCGGAAAACACUUUGGGCUAUCGUCUAAUGGAAAGUGGUGGGGAAGCAUUCAAAUGUAUGACAAAUGGGAAGAAUACAUGAAGAAACUCUUCAAAGACAACAUGGCCGAAUAUGAAAGAAUCAUGCGAGAAGACUUUGUGUCGGAAGAAUUUGGAGAUCGCCGACAGGAGCUCGUCUUCAUUGGGAUGAAUCUGGAUCAGGCAGAAAUCACUAAGACGUUGGACGAUUGUCUCCUUUCGGACGAGGAACUAGAGACGUACCGACAGAACCUGAGGAAUUAUCAAGAUGUGCUUCUUAGCGAAAGUGGCGGAAAGGGUUUGUUUGAUACGGAUGGCAGUGUGACACAUACCGAAGCUUAG